AGAAGAAGAAUUCUAACCUCUCUAUAUUUUAAACGUCAAAUUUGUAAAUAACCUUUUAAAAUAACAUAAAAAUGAUAUGAUUGAAUUUUUCUAUAGAUAAGACAGUCUCUUAACGCUUAGUGCACUGCUUUAAAAUCUAGUCUACUUAAAUUAUCUAUUAAAUAAGAAACCUAGUUACGUAAUAAUCAUGUCUUUUACUAGAUUAAAAAAUCAGUUAUCUCUUGCGUUUACCUUACAUAAAAACACAAAUUUAAAGUUAAUAAGAUGUGUGAGCAAUACAGGAACAUUGCAACCUGUAGAUAUGUCGUAUGCGACAUAUGAAAGCACUAAUAGUGAAAACCAAAGUCAUCCCUUUAUAAUUAUACAUGGCUUAUUUGGUUCGAAGUCAAACUGGAACAGUAUCUGUAAGUAUUAUAACCAAAGAUUCAAUCCAUCCAGAAAAAUUAUAGCUGUUGAUACUAGAAAUCAUGGUGAUAGCCCUCAUAGUGAUCAACAUACCUAUGCUCACCUGGCAGCAGACAUAAAAGCACUGUAUGGACAGUUGAAUAUUAAAAAAGCUACAAUAAUGGGCCAUUCUAUGGGUGGUCGAGCUUCCAUGUUAUUUGCUCUGAAAUAUCCUGAGCUUGUAGAAAGACUGAUAGUGGCAGAUAUUUCUCCAGUAACUAGUAGUCCAAAUCUGGAUACUUUACCGAUUAUUUUUAAAGUUGUUGAAACGAUUAAACUACCUUCCAACAUUCCUAUGUCACAAUGUAGGACUAUUGUAGAUAACGAAUUAGCGAAAUCUAUAGAUGACAAGGCUUUGAGGGCAUUCCUUUUAACGAACUUGAUUCAAAAAAGCAAUGGCAGCUUUGGAUGGAGAAUAAAUAUACCUAGUUUAUUAACUAAUUUCCACCAUGUAACGAAAUUUCCCCAACUUAAUGACUUACAGUAUGAUGGUCCAACGUUAUUUGUAGCUGGAGGCAAAUCUGACUAUGUACCCUACGGUUGGAGAUUUAAUACCAAAACUCUUUUGGAAAAUUUUGAGCAGAUGACAAGUUUUCCAAAUAUUUUUAACGUUUCUUUUGAAGGACGUACAAUGUUUCUAGGAGGUGGAAACUCGGAUCACAUUCAGAAAAGUGACUUCCCGAAAAUAUUAAAGUUAUUUCCAAAUGCUGAACUUAAGUAUAUUGAAGGCGCAGGUCAUUGGUUACAUAGCGAAAAGCCAGCAGAGUUUUUAUCAAUUACAUUAGAGUUUUUGAAUAGGCGUUCGGAUAUUAAGCAAUUAGAGUCGAAAACAAUAAACUAACUGUGAUAAUUUACACUAUGUCGAUAGAUAUAAUAUAAAGUAAAGUCGAA
Molecule: messenger RNA, 1335 nt
Organism: Diabrotica virgifera virgifera (western corn rootworm)
Lineage: Eukaryota; Metazoa; Arthropoda; Insecta; Coleoptera; Chrysomelidae
Product: protein ABHD11-like
Exons: 5
Coding region: 188-1285 (365 amino acids)
Cellular component (GO): mitochondrion
Molecular function (GO): catalytic activity
Source: RefSeq, a predicted model, not a curated record